AGAUUGCAGCCUGGACAUGUUCUCCUUCGGACGCAUCGCUUUCUUCGUCUCGGCCAAAAAACUGCCACUUCCAAAGCUCAGCAUUGAGCAGCUGAUGGAAAUGGCCAAGAUGCCAGAGUUUGUCGCAAUGUCCUGGCCAGAGGAGAGAUCAGACUUGCAACGACUGUGCCAGGAAAGGAUUUGCCCCCAGUGCUUGGAGUCGGAUCCGCGGAAUCGUUCCACUGCGGAGGAGACCCUGACGUUGUUCCGAACGCCGCGAGACCUUGAGUCCAGGUCCUGUCCGUCCUGGACGUCCGUGCUGCAAGCGGUGGAGAUGUCAGACGUGAGAUCUGGCUAUCUCAGUACCAUCAAUGCUAGCAUGGUGGAGCGGAAGAAGAAGACAUCCACUCCUCUCUGAGUCGGGUCACGCGUCCAUCCCAUCCCAUGGCCAGUAUCCCCAGGAUCCCCAUGAUCAGCUCCGUAGGAUCUGAGGUUUUGGG
Molecule: messenger RNA, 479 nt
Organism: Cladocopium goreaui
Lineage: Eukaryota; Dinophyceae; Suessiales; Symbiodiniaceae
Source: the annotation of a GenBank genome assembly